Messenger RNA from Melanaphis sacchari, 1185 nucleotides. RefSeq lists its product as uncharacterized. The transcript has 2 exons. NCBI's taxonomy places the organism in Eukaryota, Metazoa, Arthropoda, Insecta, Hemiptera, Aphididae. Bases 1 to 1185 code for a protein of 394 amino acids. The record is from RefSeq and is a predicted model, not a curated record.
AUGGCUACAAUUAUAGACAAAAGCAGUCAAUUUAUUUGUUGUGUUGUCAGUUGUAAUAAUAGUAAAAAAACGGGCCAUAAGUUGUUUAGCUUCCCCAAUAAGCCUCAUGAAAAAAAGCUUAAAAAAAUGUGGAUUAAAAAUAUUAAUAGAAUUAAUAAGGAUGGAACACCAUGGAUGCCGGAUGCCUGCUCGGUUAUAUGUGGUGAACAUUUUGUUGGAAAUAAACCAUCAAAAGAUCCCAAUAGUCCUGCGUAUGUACCAAUUAAAUUUAUAAACAUUUUUAAAACGAAGGAAAAUGAUGAUCUUCAAGAACUCUGUCGUAAAUUGCAUUGUAAUGAACCUUUAAGCAGUGAACUUUCAUUGGAAGAUAUAAUAGGCACUACUGAUGCUGUAUUUUGUCUAUUGGCUGAUAUGUUAGCAGAACCCGGUCCUUAUAUAAUUUGUAGCAAAAACCUUAAACUUUUUAUUUUUUUAGUAAAAAUAAAACUUGAUAUCAAUUUUAAAAAAAUUGGAAUUAUAUAUGGAAUAAGUCAUUCCACUGUUUUCAAAAUUUUUUCCUAUGUACUUAAUGUUUUGUACAAUAAUACUAAACAAUUUAUUGAUUGGCCUAGUAAAGAUACUAUUUCAGCAACUCUUCCUAAUGCUUUUAAACAAAAUUAUCCAUACUGUCGUUGCAUUAUAGACUGUCUAGAAAUUGAAGUAGACCAUUCAUCUACUGAACUACAAAUGGUUAAAAUGCUCUCACCGUAUAAUAAUUCAUAUUCCAUUAAGUUUCUUAUUGCUAUCACACCUAAUGGUGUCAUAAGUUUUCUUUCAAAAGGUUAUGCAGGAAAUUCAAGUAAUGCAUUUAUUAUUAACGACAGUGGAUUACUCUCUAAAUUAGAGGUUGGAGAUCAGGUUUUAGCUGACAAAAACUUCCCUAGUUGUGAUACAAAUUGUGAAGUAGACAAUUUUGAAUUAAUUAUGUCUCCAAUCUUAGAUAAUGAUCAGUUCAUCGAAGAAGAAAUAGUGAAUGUACGAAGGCACAUUAACAUAUGUUUUGCUAAAUUAAAAACUUUUAAAAUCUUAAAUAAAAUGAAAAAAGAGUUUGACUCUUUUAUAGAUAAAAUAAUGCAAAUAUGUUGUACUUUAAACAAUUUAAAAUAUUUACCAAUAGUUCAUAAGAAUAAGUCAUGUUUACAUUAA